Messenger RNA from Eptesicus fuscus (big brown bat), 1758 nucleotides. RefSeq names its product serine/threonine-protein kinase MARK2-like. NCBI's taxonomy places the organism in Eukaryota, Metazoa, Chordata, Mammalia, Chiroptera, Vespertilionidae. The record is from RefSeq and is a predicted model, not a curated record. Gene Ontology annotation, biological process: intracellular signal transduction; protein phosphorylation. The transcript is spliced from 2 exons. Gene Ontology annotation, molecular function: ATP binding; protein serine/threonine kinase activity. Bases 213 to 1349 code for a protein of 378 amino acids. Gene Ontology annotation, cellular component: cytoplasm.
AUCUCCUCCUGAAGACCAUUGGAAAGGGAUGCUCUUCCGAGGUGUGGUUGGCUCGGCAUUUGCUGACCGGGGCACAGGUGGUUGUAAAAGCCUUUAGACGGCAGGGCAUCUCUAGAUAUUUUCAAGAAAUCUAUUGUUUUAAGAAAUUAAAUCACCCAAAUAUCACAAAGUUAUUUGAGGUGAUUGCCACCAAGGACAAGUUUUUUCUCGUUAUGGAGCAUGUGAGCGGAGGGGACUUACUUGAGUACUUGGAGAACUAUGGCCAAAUGAAUGAGGGAGAAGCCCGCACCGUGUUCCGGCAGGUAGUAUCCGCGGUCCAGUACUGCCACCAGAGGGGCAUCGUCCACAGGGACUUGAAGCCAGGCAACAUUCUCAUAGACAGUGAUAUGACAAUUAAAUUAGCAGACUUUGGCUUCAGUAGGGAAGUGAGCGACGAUAAACAGAGGACCUUCUGUGGCACCAUCUGCUAUUCGGCCCCAGAGAUCUUGCAGCGUCAUACCUAUGAUGGCCGAAAAACGGAUGUAUGGAGCCUGGGGGUGGUCUUGUACAGGAUGCUGACAGGGGUGGUGCCGUUUGAGGGGGACAGCAUUGUGAACGUGAAGAGGCAGAUACUAAGUGGACAUUUCCCUGUACCAUGCUUUAUGUCAAGGGAGGUUCAAAAACUUUUAAGAAAAUUACUCACUGUCGACCCUAGCCAAAGACCGACCCUGGAAGAUGUAAUGAAGGACCCCUGGCUCAACAAGGGCCAGGAGGAGACGCUGAGGCCAUACAGCGAGCUGCCCUGGGGUGACUUGGACCCCCAGGUAACAGAAAUGAUGCAGAGCCUCGGCUUUAAGCAGGAUGACAUCCAGGAGUCAGUAGCACAAAGAAAAUUUGACAGUGCUAUGGGCACAUACCUGAUCCUCAGAAUGAUGAAAACCAAGAUGCCAGGCCGCACCAUCAGGGUAAGGCCCUAUCCCUCCCCUGACACCAGUAGCAUGUCCUCAAGCCAAGAGGUUGGUCAGCCAUUUGAUGAGAAGACCAAAGAACCUUCUGUUCCCCCAAACUGCCUGAGGUUGAGGGUAACCACUCUCCCACCCAACCUGGAAACCAUGACCACCACUCCCCCAGAGCACAGUACAGACGCCCCCAGCGCAGACCUCCAGCUUGGCUCUGCGGGCUCCCCCUCCACCCAGAGCAGCAGCAGCACCAGCAGCGGCGGUGGAGACCCAGAGGGAGCCAUCUAUGAAAGCUGCCUGGCUUGGCAGGAGAUGGCUAGGAGGGCCUACGAGUUUUUCUUAAGAUUCACAUGCUGCGGGCUAUCCACCAAGAAGGAACAUCUUAAAAGAACAGAAGUCAAACCGGUGUGAUUUUUAAAGUUGUGAACGGUUAAGGCAGGGCCACAGUCAACUUGAAGGUGCGGAGCUCCAGGAAGGCCGGCCAGUGGUAUGGGCGAUGAACCAGAGAUUGGAGGCAAACAGCUGGAGGCUUUCUCUUCACAGGAUCCACAUCAGGAGGGUAUCCAGCAGCGCCUUGGUCUUCAGAAGAUUCUUAACCACGAUGCCUGCGGGGCUUGUAGGACUGCCUGGAGCCCCCAGAGGUCAAGAGGAGAGGCUGCCCUCACUGUGGGUCCAUCCCUCAGCCCCCACCUGACUGAGACCAGAGACUCGACUUUUUCCUGGGUCCCUUCCCUCCCCUGCUCUUGUGCUCCCAUGUUUGUGAGUUGUGUAUUAAACUAUUUGGUUCUCUCAAGUUUUAUAAUAAACGAUGUUCCAGAAA